CAAACAAAUACAUCCCUUUUGAGUUCACUUUGUGCUGCGGGCGUCUGCCAAAAUGUAUCUUCAAAUCCUAGCUCUGAUGACAAUUGCCUUUGCAGGUUGUCAUGGCAAUCCUACGGCGACCCCAAAACUUCCUACAUUUGGAGAUGUGUACCAUGCCAGGGGACAAGUGAAGCUACCAUACGCGGAGCUUGAUGAACCGUUUGAAAUGUUCUUUAAUGGUCCAAAAAACAUGGGAAGAAUUGAUUUCUACAAUGGUGUUGACAAGGUGUUCAGCCGAGGGGAUCAGAAACCGUAUGGUAUAACAUACAAGAUAACGCCUUCUGUGAGCGGGGAGGGCACUGAUGUCAAUCCGGCAUCUUGCUUUCAGGUCAACGGAACGAAAGACAACACUGUGAUGCCACAGAGCGUGCUCCCUGACCUCAAGGGGUUCAAGUACAUUGGGCAGAAAGUCAUCAAUGAUCAGAUGACCGAUGCAUGGCAGAUGGUCAAUUCACCGAUAAAACCCAAGACUAAUACGUACUCUUUCUAUGUGACAACUGCUAGUCCUGUUCGCCCAGUGAGAUAUGAGAUGUUUGGAGCAGACACCCUUUUGGGUUCUCACUAUGAUAAAUACUACAUUGACUACACAUUCUUUGAUGACAAGACAGCCUUCCCUGCAUCUACAUUUGACCCUCCAAAAGCUGGGGCGUGCACCGGUUUCCCUGGUCCCGGAGUAGAAAAACACAUCGCGGUCAACCCUUAUCGUGAACUAAUCAACCCAGAACUUGGUGAUCGUUAUCACCAGAUGUUUAACGAGUUCAAGACGAAACACGGCAAGGAAUACACAGACGAUGUCGAGCAUGCUAAGAGAAAGUUUCAUUUUGUGCAGAAUGUCAGGUUCAUCCAUGGGGUGAAUCGUCAGGGUCGAGGCUACACCCUAGGUGUCAAUCACCUCACUGACCAAUCAAAUGAUGAGCUUAGUAUGAUGAGAGGGCGUCUUACCUCCACUGGGUACAAUGGAGGGGCACCAUUCCCUCAUGAUCAAUUUAAGGGUACUGAUGCUCCAGCUAAUCUAGAUUGGCGUCUUAGGGGAGCUGUUUCCCAAGUGAAGGACCAAGCUAUCUGUGGGUCAUGUUGGAGCUUUGGGUCAACUGAGGUCAUCGAAGGGGCAUACUUUGUGAAGAACAAUAAGAUGGUGCGUUUCUCGCAGCAGAAUUUGAUGGAUUGUUCCUGGGGUUUUGGGAACAAUGGAUGCGAUGGUGGUGAGGAAUGGAGGUCUUAUUCAUGGAUCAUGAAGAAUAAAGGUCUUAUGUCCGAAAAGGACUAUGGUGCUUACUUAGGACAGAAUGGUAUCUGCCACUACAAUGCCUCCAAAGCUGCUGUGAAGAUUUCCAGCUAUGUGAAUGUAACCAGUGGUGUCUUAAAGGAUCUUAAGACAGCACUGGUGAAUAUUGGACCAGUAGCUGUCGGCAUCGAUGCCCAUCUGAAGACGUUUUCAUUCUAUGCCUCUGGUGUUUUCUAUGAUGAGAAUUGCGGCAACAAGGCGGAAGAUCUUGACCAUGCUGUGCUGGCCGUCGGUUACGGCACAAUGAAAGUAGGCAACGCAACCCAAGAUUAUUGGAUCAUCAAGAACUCUUGGUCUACGUACUGGGGAAAUAACGGCUACGUUCUCAUCAGCCAAAAGGACAACAACUGCGGUGUAGCUACUGGCGCUACGUAUGUUGAGCUUGCGUAGUGAGUUGAUUUUUUUCCAGCCCAGUCUCAACUUUAUAUAAAUGCCAACAAAACCAUGACGUGUUAUCAGAAAUUCAUGUUGAGGGCAGGGUUAAACUUUUGGUAAUUGUCAAAGACUAGUAUUCUUACAUUGGCUCUAGUAAUGCAAAGGUCGUGGGUUUGAAUCCCGCCUGGGUAAUUUACCUGUGGAUUUGUUUUUCACAGAACUCUGGAAAGUACGAAGUAAACAGUACCUUAUACAUAUGGUGUAAGGGUACAAAUGUAUCAUAACACUUAUUGUAUCCCAGCAUAUGCAUGAAAUGUAUCAUAACACUUAUUGUAUCCCAGCAUAUGCAUGAAAUAACAAACUUGUGAAAACUUGAGCCCAAUUGGUCAUUGAAAUUGCAAGAAAAUA
Asterias rubens (European starfish) is the source of this 2107-nucleotide messenger RNA. Its product is annotated as digestive cysteine proteinase 1-like. Gene Ontology annotation, biological process: immune response. The transcript has 10 exons. The coding region runs from base 53 to 1714 and encodes 553 amino acids. NCBI's taxonomy places the organism in Eukaryota, Metazoa, Echinodermata, Asteroidea, Forcipulatida, Asteriidae. Gene Ontology annotation, molecular function: cysteine-type endopeptidase activity. Gene Ontology annotation, cellular component: lysosome. The record is from RefSeq and is a predicted model, not a curated record.